Cladocopium goreaui is the source of this 2877-nucleotide messenger RNA. The record is from the annotation of a GenBank genome assembly. NCBI's taxonomy places the organism in Eukaryota, Dinophyceae, Suessiales, Symbiodiniaceae.
UCUUAAGUGAAGUGCCAUGGCAAUUCCAGAUGUGCAGGUGCCGUUCUGGUUGUUCUGGUUCUUGUUGGCCCCGGACGUGGUGUUUCCGCGGCGUGUGAUUUACAGGUAGAAAACAUGUGGCAUCUGUGGCAUCCGGAUUUGGAAUGCAGCAGUGUGGCACUGAACGCCUGGUCUUUGCUGCGGCAACAGUCCAUUGAGAUGCUAAACCUAUGGCGUGAAGAUACAGAAGCGGUGCCCUCGGUGGAAUUGGAGGAACUCUCCAGAGAACUCAUCACGACGCAUCGAGCCAAUGCUGAAGAACUCUCACAUUUUUGGGCUGAUCGUGAUGAUCCUGAUCCAUGGCCCUUCAAACAUUACUGCAUCUUAGGGCAUGUGACAGCUUUUUACCUUCUGGCCUGGGUGGCAAGCAGUCAAGGCGAUGUAGUUCAAGCGGAAUACUACCUUAUGAGCGCCAUUUCAAUGUUGAGGAUGGAUGACCAUGACCUCUUUGAGCAUACCUCCUGGCCAUUUACGUCUUUUGACAUCCUUUCCAACCUCUUUUUCCUUCGCCGUGGUUGGCCGUUUCAAGGGAUGCACCUGAAACCCGACGCUGACACCGGUCACACCAUUCGACAAGGCCUACCAUUGAUGUGGCCACCUUACGCUCCUCGCUGCUGGCCCUGUCCUGAAACGCUAAAAGGACAGCUGAAGGACCUGAAGGCGUUUUCCAGGCACCGGCUGAAGGUUUGGUGGACUUCCAAAAAUCCUGGACCUUUUGUAGACUUUGCCACAAUUCUGGAGAAUUGGAUGAAUGAUCGCUAUGAGGUAGAGGUUUCACACAAUGCCCUGGCUGAUCAUUGUGAAUAUGCACGUUAUAAAAAUUGGCUUUGUUCCAAAGACAUGCGCUUCAAAGAAGUCUUGGAAGAACAGAGGAUUUCGACUCAGGCGUCGCAGAUGGAUUGUGGAGAACGUGGACAGUGGUGCGGCUUAAGAGAGCUUCACCAGGAGUUCGAUGACAAGGUGAUUCCACGUUUCAAGCAGUUGUUCCACGAAUUGAGAGAUGUGGAUUUGUUCGCCUGUGGCCAUCCACUGUACUGGUGUCGUUUGGUCAUGGACUUCAACGCACCCGUCCUUGGGAUUUGGGACAUGACACAUCAAUUCUCAGUCCCAGAGGAUUUGCAGGAGCACUGGACAGCCGAAUUUUUGUUGUUUUUCCAGCAGAAACAAAAUCUCUUGGUGGCGAUGUCAGCAUAUCACAGCUUUCAGGUCCAUUGGCUCUUGGGUUUGCGCGUGCCAUACUUUCAACCUGUGACCCCUGAUGUGUCACUUGGGGCGAGGUAUUCCCCUCAUGUGAGGCCUAAUGAGGUGGUCGUGAGCAAAUUUCGCACUCCGUACGACAUCGAACUUCUCCGCAAGUUUCUUGAGGAAGCCAAGAUGGCCAAGACAGCAGCACUUCCGGGUCUUCCGGGUCUUCCGUUUCGAUUCGUAGCCUGGGAGGACAUGCCCUGUGGGCAGGAUUGCUCCAAAGCAGAGCUUGGCCGUUUUCGUGCCAGCGUGUUGUCUGCAUAUGACACAAGCCCGAUGAAACUCACAGAAUUCUAUGCCAUGUCGAUUCCAAUUUGUAUCUUCUCGGGUGGACUUUGGCGGACGGCGAUGCGAUGGGCAAAAGCGGAUGCCAAAUCUGGUGGGCUCAAUGCCACUCGACCGGGGCGCGACUUUGGAGUCUUUGGAGAUCCCGACGAUUCGAAGGAUCCGAAGGACUGGCAGUGGAUCCAAAGGGCCCUGAAGAAGGAGACGGAAGAAAUCCUUUGGGAAGAGCCUUGGCAUCCUCGUCCGAAAGGUCCGAAAGUUCACAAGCUUCAAGAAGAUCAAGAAGGACCGCCCUUUGGUGAUUUGCCCUACUCACCAUUUAUGGAGAAUCGUGCUGAGCUAGUUACACCUGGUGCAGCUUUCUGGGUGCAACUCACAGAUUGGGCCUUGCUGCCACACCUUCUGCGGUAUGAGAGUGCUUCGCAUUUGCUGCAGAUGCUAUCAGAUCUAUCCCUGGAUGACUUAUUGGAAGUCAGCCGCCGCAUGGCCAGUCAUUACACCAAGCUCUUGGUGGCGUCAACAAACUUUUGGCGAGCUCUUAUCAUGAGCUUGGUGGAAGACAGGGACUCCUCAAUUUGGAAGGGUUGAGGAAAGGUCGAGAUUUUGCUGCCAGGACAUGUUGAAGCUUGUUUCUCCACAAUAUCUCCUGCUCUGCCUCAAUGCAAUCGCGUGCAACGACUAGUGGGAAAUGACAUGAAAUGACUACACGCACUGGAGCAAUUUAGGCCACCUAUCCUGUGCACUGUCCUUGGAGCGCCCAGUGGAUCACCAAAAGACAUCAAACUAUUUGCAAAGAUUGUGAAGGGGAUUGCUGAGACAGGAGACCUCCACGGACAUUCGAAGAGUGUCAUAUCGAGUCAUAUCGAGUCAUAUCCCAUAUAUACGUAUGUCAAGAGAUGUCAAGAGAUGUCAAGAGAUGUCAAGAGAUGUCAAGAGGAUCACAGCAUGGACUUUGCAAAGAAAUUCCGAUCGAAGUUCGUCAGCAUAUUGCAACUUGACGUAGGUGAAGGUGGAGGCUGUGACGUUGUGGGCUUUGGUCGAAGAGUGUCAGAGAUCAAACACAAAGUGCUGUGCAAUCAGCGGCAAAAUGUUGAAGUGCAGCAUUUAUUGAUUUUUGCCUUUCUUUGAUUUUCUUUGUGACCAGACUUCAGUCAGUAUCUCAGUGUUCGUUCACCUUUGUUUCGUUAUCUGACAUCACUCGUAGAGUCUCGUGGCUCCUCAGCUUCUCAUUCUCAGUGUCCGUCGGACUGAGUCCACGUGAGACGUGACGUCAACUGGGGUAGCUGGGUAGCUUUGCCCAGGCCACAG